Molecule: messenger RNA, 603 nt
Organism: Xyrichtys novacula (pearly razorfish)
Lineage: Eukaryota; Metazoa; Chordata; Actinopteri; Labriformes; Labridae
Source: the annotation of a GenBank genome assembly
AUGAGGUCGUCCAUGCUGGUCCUGCUCCUCCUCUUCAGUGCCCGGGCUGUGGUCGCCAGCGGAGGAGACUCUUGUCCCGCCACACUGACCCAGCAGCAGGAUCCCGGCAAGGACCCCAACCCCAUCCCCACUGUGGACCCCAAACUCUUCACCAAGCGCCGCUACCUCUCCCCUCGGGUGCUCUUCAGCGCUCAGCCUCCCGAUGCGGACCCGGGGUCGCAGGGUCACGGCAGGAGGACCCGCAGGAGAGCGGGGGAGCCCCAGCACAGAGGGGUUUACUCUGUGUGCGAGAGCAUCAGCGUGUGGGUGGGCAACAAAACCAAAGCCACGGACAUUUCAGGCAACGAGGUGACAGUGCUGCCGGACGUGAACAUCAACAACGUCAACAAGAAGCAGUAUUUCUUUGAGACGACGUGUCACAGCGCGCGCCCCGGCAGCUCCGGCUGUUUGGGGAUCGACGCCAAACACUGGAACUCCUACUGCACCAACUCACACACUUUUGUCCGAGCGCUGACCUCCUUUAAGAACCUGGUGGCCUGGAGGCUCAUACGCAUCAACGUGGCCUGUGUGUGUGUGCUGAGCCGCAAGUCGUGGCGGCAGUGA